AAUCACUGACCUGAGGUUCAGCUGCUCCAGGUCUGAACAUUCUGAGGACUCACGUCUGAUGAGCUAAAAUGGCUGCGCUUUUUGGGAUGAACUCCCUCAACGAACAACUGGCUCAUAUUUUUACUGAGGAUUCAGAAAAUGACCAGACAUUUCACGGAUUUUCUGAAGCUGAACUAAGCGACAGUGACAAUAAUGAGACUUUAGAUUCAGAAAAUGAAGAGAAAUGGUCUGAUGACAGAACUACCAAACAGAAAGGCACAUGCACACCUCCGCAACCUGCACCACCUGCACCACCUGCACAACCUGCACCACCUCCACAACCUGCCCGGCCUUUCCAGCUCAGAGUGGUCCUGCGCGCCGCUGGUUUAAACUCUCACUCAUCUGAUGAAGAAGAUGCAAACGUUCAAACAAAGAAAAUCACAAAAAAACAUCUGAAGAUCCAAAAGGAGAAACACGUCACAUUUGAAGAAAAGGAAAAAACAGAGAUGCACUUUUCUCCUCAAAAAAGUGAAGCUGAUGAUGAAGAGGAGUCAUUUUUGGAUAAACGAGAACAAAACAUCAAAGCCAACAAAGCAAUGCUUGCCCAGUUGAUGUCAGAUCUGCAGAAGAUGCCUGGAGGUGCUGGAUUUCUGAAAAACCAAGCGAGCAAACAAGGGAAAAAGAAAAGCCCGCAUCCUCCACGUUCUGGAGGUGACCUGAGGAAAAACCCCGAGCGUGCGUCCCGUCGGCAAACUCGGUCCAUGGGAGGAAGUGAGGAAGUGAAGAAAACUGAAGACGAGGAAGAACUGGAGCUCACUUUGGAGGAUGAAUUACUGGAGGUCAGAAGAGCUCCACAGCGACGUGGGACCCCCCGACCUAAUCAGACCAAACCUCAUGUGGUCCGUCCAGUUGAAGAUAUCACAGAGGAAGAACUGGAGCUGGUGGCAGACAACAUGACUGAGAAGGUUUACAACAAAGUGUCGGGCUCUACGUGUCAUCAGUGCAGACAGAAGACCAUAGACACAAAAACAUGCUGCCGUAAUGAAGGCUGCAGAGGGAUUCAAGGACAGUUUUGUGGACCCUGUUUGAGGAACCGUUAUGGAGAAGACGUGAAGAAGGCUCUGCUCAACCGCGAGUGGCAGUGUCCCCCGUGCCGAGGUAUUUGUAACUGCAGCUUCUGUCGCCAGCGUGAGGGUCGCUGUCCAACGGGGAUCCUCUUUCCUCUGGCUCAGUAUCAUGGAUUCUCUGAUGUGCAUUCAUAUUUAACAAGCCUUCGAAACAAAGUGAAAAAUGAGGAAGAAAUGUGAAUUCAACAAGCAGCAAUGAGUAUUAUUGUAAAGUGAUUUUAACAAAUAAAGUUUAAUUCUGUUGUAG
Messenger RNA from Periophthalmus magnuspinnatus, 1353 nucleotides. RefSeq names its product cell division cycle-associated protein 7-like. The transcript has 9 exons. Lineage: Eukaryota; Metazoa; Chordata; Actinopteri; Gobiiformes; Gobiidae. Gene Ontology annotation, cellular component: nucleus. The record is from RefSeq and is a predicted model, not a curated record. Gene Ontology annotation, biological process: regulation of DNA-templated transcription. The coding region runs from base 69 to 1286 and encodes 405 amino acids.